UAUAUUGUGAAUUUGAAAUUUUUUAUGAAUAUCUGGUGAAUAGAAAAAUUAGGGUGAAAAUUUCAUAUGAUAGGGUUACUUCGUAUGUACUUCAAAGAAGAUAAGAUCAAAUUAUAUCAAAUCUUUUUAUUUGUAUCAUAUAGCUAACUUUAAAUUUCGUAACUUAAAACCUCCGUUUCACAAUAAUCAUCCAAAUAAGAUUCGGAGCAAUAAAGAAAAAUCCGCAUUGGAACUUCACAAUUUAAUUUCAACCAUGUCAAAUUAAACGAAGCCGCGCAGAUUAAUGAAACGUCUAAGUCCACACUCAUCCCUAUUUUCUAGUGCCGUUCAAAUCCUUCAUCGUUAAGAUUGAGGCCACUUGAAAAAAAAGCUGAAUUCUUGAAUUUAUUUUUCUGGGUAUUUCAUCAAAGUUAUUAUUAUUACUCCAAAAUAUGGUAAAAUGGGUCAAAAAAUCUCAAAAGAUGAAUUGGUUUAUCAGCAAGUGAUUGAAGGAAAUAUUAAUGCCAUUAAAACUCUUUUCACUGGAGGUGCUCGACUCGAGUGGAUUGAUAAAGAAGGGAAAACUCCAUUGAUUGUGGCUUGUAUGGAUCCUAGACUUUAUAUUGUGGCCAAGACUUUGAUUGAACUGGGUGCAAAUGUUAAUGCUUAUCGCCCUGGGAUUCAUGCGGGUACGCCUUUGCAUCAUGCUGCGAAAAGAGGCCUGGACCACACUGUUAAGUUGCUUCUCUUGCAUGGAGCAAACCCUUUUGCAAGUAAUGAUGAUUGUAAAACACCGCUAGAAGUAGCAAGAACAAAGGGUUACUGCAAUGUUGUCCGUGCAAUUGAGGCACAUAUAUGCUACUUCUCUGGUGAAAUACGUGAGAUUCUGCAGAUGCCAAGCAUCCUUGGUUCUUUGGUGCCUCAUCGAUUAGCUAGAAAACGCUCAAAGAAGAGUUGGGCGGUGGUUGUUCCUUGCAGCCUCCCUAAUACAGGAGGGCCUAUAAGAUUGGAGCUUGCUGUGUAUUCUAGUGCGCAGGAUACCCAGCCUCAUACUGUCAUUCCUCUUUGGAAGUCCAACAUCGUGGAACCAAAGUUUCGUAAGUCAGAUCCCUCCUUGACAAUCUUCAACGAGUUCACUGGGUCCCGUUUUAGAUUUUUAUCUGUCAUCAAGGGAGACAAGCAGCAACUUGGUCAGUUACACAGUGCUUGCAAAGGGUUUCUUAAGGUUAGACCUUCCCCUCAGCUGUCCAGCGCCGGAGAUUCUGCACAAUCUGAAGCUAACACAAGCAAUCAGCCAGUCAAUUCUACAGCUGUCAUCUCAGCAGCAAUUCUUUCAGCUCCAUCAGCUCCUCCCUUACCCAUGGACGGUGUAGUUCAUGGGCCUAUUCAUCAUGCAGCAAUCGAUAUGGAUCGUGUUGACUUGUCUGUUACCAGUAGCAAAGAAAAUGGUAAAACAGCAGCGCCUUGUUGUGUGAUAUGCUGGGAAGCUCCAAUUGAGGGGGCUUGCGUUCCUUGUGGUCAUAUGGCUGGCUGUAUCUCGUGCUUGUCAGAAAUCAAAUCCAAGAAAGGGCUUUGUCCGGUUUGCCGAACCAAGAUUGACAAGGUUCUCAGGCUAUAUGCUGUUUGAAAGAGGCUUGACUUUUUUUUUUUUUUUUUGAUGUUUGCCAGUGUGGAAUUUUAUUCUAUACUUGUGCAAUGAGAAGUGUGGUCAUGUUAUUCAGUUUUUUGUGAAGUUUUGCUAGUCUAUCUAUUGUAUAGUCAGAAAUCAGAAUGUUUACAGGAGGAGAGUUAGAGUUGUGCUGUAGAUAUCUACCAAGUCAUACUUUUUUGAAAAAAAAAAUUUCAAUGAGUAAAUAAUCAAUUUUGCCACUUGCUACCAA
Chenopodium quinoa (quinoa) is the source of this 1859-nucleotide messenger RNA. RefSeq names its product probable E3 ubiquitin-protein ligase XBOS34. The record is from RefSeq and is a predicted model, not a curated record. The coding region runs from base 440 to 1606 and encodes 388 amino acids. Lineage: Eukaryota; Viridiplantae; Streptophyta; Magnoliopsida; Caryophyllales; Amaranthaceae. Gene Ontology annotation, molecular function: protein binding. The transcript is spliced from 9 exons.